CAGCCAGGCGGCUCAGCGGGUGGGAGCUCUGGCGUGCAGGCAAGCGGCGGACGCUGCGCCGGCUCCACAGCCAGGCGGGCGCCAUCGUCUCGUAUGCCGAGGUGUGGCGGAGCACCCUGCACCACAUUUCAGGUCACUUUGGAACAGGAAUCCAGGCCUACUUCAUCUUCCUGCGUUUCUUGGUGCUGAUGAAUUUGGUCGCCUCGCUCCUGGUAGUGGGCUUUGUGGUGGCACCAAAUGCAGCGUUUGAGGCCCUGCAGUUGAAUCGGACACAUCAGAGUAACAGCAGUUUGGUGAAUGCAUCAUGUCUGCAAUACAACCCCAUACCUCAGGGCUUGGUCAGCUACGUUUCCUACAUCAUGGAUCUUCUGUCAGGCAAGGGGUUUGUCGAGCUCACCUACCUGUUCUACGGCUACUAUCAAAAUUCAGCCGUCAAUUUUGCAGACUUCUCGUACAACACCCCCCUGGCCUAUCUGCUCACGGCGCUCUUCUACCUGCUCUUCUGUCUAGCGUGGAUUGUACAGAGGUCGAUCCAUUGUCUCAAGCGCAGCCUGGUUAGUGAAGACGCAUCCUUUGGCUCCUACAGCAACAAAGUCUUUGCUGGCUGGGACUUUGGCCUGAUGCAAGACAGGAUGGUGGAGCUGAGGCACAAGAGCAUUCGCUACGAGCUGCGGAUGGAUCUAGAGGAGGCAGCACUACAAAAGCUCCAGGCGGAGCGGACCACCACACAAAGAAUCAGCCUCUAUGUUGUUCGGGCCCUGAUCAACAUUGUGGUUUUGGGACUGCUGGGAGGAUCAUUUUAUUGCAUCUUCCUGGCAACAGGAUAUUCCCAGUCAUUGCUGGAAAAGGCAGAUUCCCCAGUCAAAGGUCAAUACUUCCUGGAAUUACUGGUGGCUUAUCUCCCAUCUGCUGUCAUCACAACAGCAAACCUCAUUGUCCCAUUGUUCUUUGGGAUCAUUGUUCGACUAGAGAAAUACCCACUCUGCUUUGAAAUCAAGAUCACACUCCUCAGGAGUGUCUUCCUCCGUCUUGCAAGCCUAGUGGUCGUGCUCAUCUCACUCUGGGCCCAGAUUACCUGUAACGGAGAUCCGCAGAAUUCACGCUGCCAGAAUUGCGGUUACGACAACCAGCUUCACCCGUGCUGGGAGACCUCAGUGGGACAGGAAAUGUACAAGCUGAUGAUCUUCGACGUGGUGAUCGUAUUACUUGUGAUAUUAUUUGUUGAGUUUCCAAGAAAGAUGAUGGUGACCUACUUUCCCUCCUGCCUUUUGCUAAAAUGGUGGGGGCAACAGGAGUUCAUGGUGCCCUCCAACGUCUUGGAUCUGGUGUAUGGCCAAACGCUGUGCUGGACUGGAGCUCUUUUCUGCCCUCUGCUGCCUGUGCUCAACACCUUCAAGUUCAUUGCCAUCUUCUAUCUGAAAAAGCUAUCCCUCUUCAGCAACUGCCGCCCAGCUGAAAAGACAUUCCGUGCCUCCAGCUCCAAUUUCUUCUUUCUUCUGGUUUUGCUCAUUGGUCUGGGGAUUUCUUUUGUUUCUACCCUAUACAGCAUUUUUGUCUUGCCCCCUUCAAAGGCUUGUGGCCCAUUCCGGGAUGAGCCCACCAUGUGGAACAUUGUUGUUGAGGCUGUGCUGAGGUUGCCCCACAGCAUCCGGGACUUCCUGCACUUCCUGGGUUCUUUAGCAUUUGCUGUGCCAUUGUUCCUGCUACUGAGGUGAAACAGACUGGGCGUCUCUGCUGGGUUGCUGGGUUAGGGGCUGGAGGACGGGGAGUGGGAGAGCUGUCUUUGGGGCCCAGGGCAGCCUUCCAACACAUGUGGGGCACACCCAGCUGGGGCAGG
Messenger RNA from Varanus komodoensis (Komodo dragon), 1837 nucleotides. RefSeq names its product transmembrane channel like 4 (gene TMC4). NCBI's taxonomy places the organism in Eukaryota, Metazoa, Chordata, Lepidosauria, Squamata, Varanidae. The coding region runs from base 189 to 1715 and encodes 508 amino acids. The record is from RefSeq and is a predicted model, not a curated record. The transcript has 12 exons. Gene Ontology annotation, cellular component: plasma membrane. Gene Ontology annotation, molecular function: mechanosensitive monoatomic ion channel activity.